AUGACAACUGCUAGAAAAGCAAGUAUUACAAUCAAGUGCAAGGCUGCAGUAGCUUGGGGACCUGCUCAACCACUAAGCAUUGAAGAAGUUGAAGUAGCACCGCCCGGGAAAGGAGAAGUUAGGGUUAAAAUUUUAGCGACUGGAGUUUGUCACACAGAUGCCUAUACACUUUCAGGCAAAGACCCCGAGGGAGUAUUAUGGCCUAUAAUUUUAGGACACGAAGGGGGUGGUAUCGUUGAAUCAAUUGGAGAAGAUGUUACAACAGUUCAACCAGGAGAUCACGUGAUACCUUUGUAUAUUCCCGAAUGUCGUACAUGUAAAUUUUGUAAAAGUGGAAAAACUAAUCUUUGUUCUAUAGUGAGGGCUACUCAGGGACGUGGAUUGAUGCCGGAUCAAACGACUCGAUUCACAUGCAAAGGUCAAAAGGUUUAUCAUUAUAUGGGCUGUUCUACCUUUUGUCAAUAUACAGUAUUGCCGGAAAUAUCCAUUUCCAAGAUCAAUUCCAAUGCGCCAUUGGAUAAAGUCUGUUUACUUGGUUGUGGAAUCACCACUGGAUAUGGUGCUGCCGUAAAUACCGCAGAUGUUCAACCCAACUCUACAGUCGCAGUAUUUGGUUGUGGUGGUGUUGGAUUAUCUGUUAUUCAAGGUGCUGUUGCACGUAAUGCACGUCAAAUUUUUGCCGUUGAUACUAAUCCAAAGAAAUUCGAAUUUGCCAAAAAAUUGGGAGCCACUGAUUUUAUUAAUCCUACAGACUAUGAAAAACCUAUUCAACAAGUAUUGGUCGAAAUGACUGAUGGAGGCCUUGAUUACACCUUUGAUUGUACUGGUAAUACAGGUGUUAUGCGUGCUGCGCUUGAGGCAUGCCAUAAAGGAUGGGGCCAAUCUAUUAUUAUCGGUGUAGCUGGUGCAGGUGAAGAAAUAUCUACACGACCAUUUCAACUUGUAACUGGCCGUGUUUGGAAAGGAUCAGCUUUCGGCGGUGUUAAAGGAAGGAGCGAAUUACCUGGAAUUGUCGAAAAUUAUUUGAAUAAAAAAUUAGAGGUUGAUAUGUAUGUUACUCAUGAAUUUAAAAUUGAAGAAAUCAAUAAGGCCUUUGAAGCAAUGCAUGAGGGAGAUUGGUAA
This is a messenger RNA of Dentiscutata erythropus, 1122 nucleotides long. Lineage: Eukaryota; Fungi; Glomeromycota; Glomeromycetes; Diversisporales; Gigasporaceae. The record is from the annotation of a GenBank genome assembly.